AUGGUUAAGCUCUCUCCAUUGGUAGGCUGCAUCAUCACCAGACUGCACCUCACCUUCUCCCUCCGCUGGCGUCUCUGGCCAUCCACCCCCAUCAACCCAAUCCGCCGCCGAACUUGGACCGGAUUGUCUGCUCCCUCGCACCUACCCCUUCUCUCUCCUCCUUCCGCCGCGACGCGCACACGGCCAACCAUGUCGCUCGACCCGCCGACGUACCUCGCUUCCCUCCAGAGCAACAUCCGCCAGCGGCCCAUUCCCUGGGAGGGAGCGGUCCGCGCCGGCACCCUCACCGAGGACCAGCACGCCAAGAUUCGCGCCGUCGACAAGGCCAAGAAGCCCGGGCAGCGCAAGGAGAUUGUCGAGGCCGACCUCGAUGGCUACCGCGCGCUUUUCGUUGGCGGCAAUGGCAAGCCCAGUGUUCUCGAGACGGCUGCCAAGCAGGCCAACGUCAUCCAGUAUAUCCUUGUUCUGCUUGCCGACGUCUUGGACGCCAAAGCUCUUUUCAAGAAUCCCGAGCCAUACACGCACUUCCUACCACUGCUUCACUCCAACACCACCGAGGACCACAUUCCUUUGCUCACCUCGCAUGCAUUGACCACGCUCAUGGCGCUCUCGUGCGAUGAGUCCAAGGCGACCGUCCAGCAGGCCCUUCCCGUACUUUUCACAUACAUCUCGGGACUGGCAAAGAGCACUGACGCUGGUCUGCAAGACAUUGCCGUGCAGGAAUACUCGACCCUGCUGAGAAGCCAUGCCUCCCGCGAGCAGUUCUGGAACCAGCGCAGCGAGACGAUUGCGCCGCUCAUCAAGAUUCUCCACAGCGCUGCAGGUGUCAGCAACUCAGGCAAUGCGUCAGCUACCCUGUGGAGCGGGAGCACCAAUGGCCGCACCGCCGCCGCCGAAGGGUCUGUCGGUGGCGGCGUUGGCCUGCAGCUGCUCUACCACGUCCUGUUGGUCUUGUGGCAGAUGAGCUUCGAGGCCGAUGAGAUUGGUCAAGAUCUCGACACCGAGUACGAUAUUGUCCUCCUGUACACACACCUCCUGCGGCUGUCGCCCAAAGAGAAGACGAGCCGACUGAUUCUCUCGACACUGUACAACCUGCUGUCCAAGAACCAAACGUCACUGCUUCCCACGGCGGUCCUCGCACGCCUGCCGCCUCUGCUGGAAACGCUCGGUGCUCGUCACCUCAGCGAUGUCGACUUGCUCGAGGACAUGGAGAAUCUAAAGGUCAUGCUCGAGGAUUACACCAAGACCAAGACGACGUUUGAUGAGUACGUGGCCGAGGUGCAGACGGGCCACCUGCGCUGGUCACCACCCCACAGGAACCAAGUAUUCUGGGCAGAAAAUGCGCGAAAGAUUUUGGAACACCAGAAUGGCGAAAUUCCGCGUCAACUAGCCGAGAUUAUGAAGAAGCCGUGGGACAACGACAAGCAAGUAUUGGCCAUUGCGUGCAACGAUGUCAGCUGCCUUGUCAAGGAAGUACCGGAAAAGAGGUGGCAGCUGGAAAAGGCCGGCCUCAAGAGGAGAAUCAUGGAGCUUAUGCAGUCGGAAGAUGAGAAUGUGCGAUGGGAAAGCCUGCGAGCGCUGGGAGGCUGGCUCAAGUACAGCUUCGAGCAGACGGCCUAG
This is a messenger RNA of Cordyceps militaris CM01, 1620 nucleotides long. Its product is annotated as vacuolar ATP synthase subunit H. Gene Ontology annotation, molecular function: proton-transporting ATPase activity, rotational mechanism. NCBI's taxonomy places the organism in Eukaryota, Fungi, Ascomycota, Sordariomycetes, Hypocreales, Cordycipitaceae. Bases 1 to 1620 code for a protein of 539 amino acids. The transcript has 3 exons. Gene Ontology annotation, biological process: proton transmembrane transport. Gene Ontology annotation, cellular component: vacuolar proton-transporting V-type ATPase, V1 domain; fungal-type vacuole membrane. The record is from RefSeq and is a predicted model, not a curated record.